Nicotiana tabacum (common tobacco) is the source of this 2065-nucleotide messenger RNA. RefSeq names its product kaempferol 3-O-beta-D-galactosyltransferase-like. Gene Ontology annotation, molecular function: quercetin 3-O-glucosyltransferase activity; quercetin 7-O-glucosyltransferase activity. Lineage: Eukaryota; Viridiplantae; Streptophyta; Magnoliopsida; Solanales; Solanaceae. The record is from RefSeq and is a predicted model, not a curated record.
AGAUAGUUAAGAGAGAAAAAGACUCAGAGAGAGUUCUGAAAUAUUUUUCCUAUAUCGUUGUUAUUAUACGACGUGCCAUUUGUUUCCAUUUUCAUAUUAUCUUUUUGUUACUAUUAUUUUCUUAUUGUUUCUUUUUCACUUUUUUUGAACCGAGGGUUUAUCAGAAAUAAUUUCUCUAUCUUUAUAAGAUAGAAGUAAGAUCUGCGUACAUAUUAUCCUCUUAAGACCUCACUUGUGAGCUUUUACUAAGUUUGUUGUUGUUAUUCUUUUUAACGUGUUGAACUCGUGAAAAAUAGGGGAGAGAAAGAUAGAAAAGGAGAAACUUUUUUCAAUAGAAUGAAAAUAUAAAUCUAAAUAUUACUAUAGUAAGACAAAAUUGCAACCACUAAAAUAAACGAUAAAGGCUCCGGUUUGAAAGCAUCUUUUAUAUCAUCAAUUAUAGAAGUCACUAGGCUAUGAUUAUUCCACAUGUUACCUAUAUAACUAAACAAAUUUCUUUUACAACAAAAAAGAACUUACAUUCAAAUCUUCACUCGCUCCAUAUUUUCAUUCUUUCUCCAAAAAAAUGUCCAAUUAUCAUGUUGCUGUUCUAGCAUUCCCUUUUGCAACACAUGCUGGCCUUUUACUUGGACUUGUCCAAAGGCUAGCAAAUGCAUUACCUAAUGUGACAUUCACAUUUUUCAACACUUCUAAAUCAAAUUCUUCAAUUUUCUCCGACCAAACCAAUCCACAUUGUACCAACCUUAAGCCCUUUGAUAUUUCCGAUGGCGUACCCGAGGGGUACGCGAUCGGAGGAGGGGGAAUUGAGGAGCUUAUAGGGUUGUUUUUUAAAUCCGCGAAAAAUAAUUUUCAGAAUGCUAUAACAGCUGCUGAGGAUGAAACGGGGAAAAAAAUUACGUGCGUUAUCGCGGAUGCGUUUAUAUGGUUUUCCGGUGAGGUUGCGGAGGAAUUAGGCGUUGAUUGGAUUCCUGUUUGGACUUCUGCGGCAGGAUCACUGUCCGUUCAUAUUUACACUGACUUUAUUAGAGAAAAUGUUGGGGUUCAAGGAAUUGCUGGACGUGAAGAUGAAAUUCUGAAAUUCAUUCCUGGAUUUUCUGAAUUAAGGCUUGGUGAUUUGCCUAGUGGAGUUAUAUUUGGAGAUUUAGAAUCAUCAUUUUCUCAAAUGCUUCACAAAAUGGGCAAAACCAUAACAAAAGCCAAUGCCUUACCAAUAAAUUCCUUUGAAGAAUUAGACCCUCCAAUUGUUGAAAAUCUCAAGUCCAAAUUCAAGAAUUUUCUCAAUGUUGGUCCUUUUAACUUAACCUCCCCACCACCCUCAGCAAAUAUUAUAGACAAAAAUGGUUGUAUUAAAUGGCUAGAUAAUCAAGAACCAAAUUCUGUGGCUUAUAUUGGAUUUGGCACAGUUGCAACACCACCACCUAUUGAGUUAAAAUCUAUGGCUGAAGCACUUGAAGAAAGCAAAACACCUUUUCUUUGGUCAAUUAAAGAUGAUUUUAUAACACAUUUUCCAAAAGGGUUUUUGGAAAAUACAAGUGAAUAUGGUAAAAUUGUACCAUGGGCCCCACAAGUACAAGUUCUUGAACAUAGUUCAAUUGGGGUUUUUAUAAAUCAUAGUGGUUGGAAUUCUGUUUUGGAAAGUAUAGCUUCUGGUGUGCCAAUAAUUUGUAGGCCAUUUUUUGGAGAUCAUCACUUGAAUUCUUGGAUGGUUGAGAAAGUGUGGAAAAUUGGAGUGAAAAUUGAAGGUGGGUUUUUUACUAAAAGCGGUACAAUGGUUGCACUUGACUUGGUUUUAUCAAAAAAUAGAGAAGAAUUGAAGCAACAAAUUGGUAUGUAUAAAGAUCUUGCUCUUAAGGCUGUUGGACCAAGUGGGAGUUCAACUGAAAAUUUCAAGAAAUUGGUUGAGAUUAUCACCUNCAAAAGACUUUUCAUCCCGUCUCUGCAAUGUUUUGCAGUACACACGACAGAGAAAGCUGUUUGGGUGCACCCAAGUGCCGGCAAUCGGAAUCAAAUGAAAGUUGAAGGACCCAUUCGAUUCAGGCUUCUAGCCUUGAAAAUGAGUUCUUAA